AUGGCCGAUAUCACCGACCAACACGACCAAGGUUCGCCUUCUGCCCUUGAUGAGCAUGCUGUCGGAAAUGGCAACUCAAUUGAAAGUCGCGGUGUCAAGCGCCAACGUCCCUCGACGGCCGACGACGACGAUGAUGAUGAUGACAAGCCCGGUCGCGAGCGCCGAAAGAUCGAGAUCAAGUUCAUCACUGACAAGUCGCGUCGACAUAUCACCUUCUCCAAGCGCAAGGCUGGUAUCAUGAAGAAGGCCUACGAGCUUUCAGUCCUUACUGGCACACAAGUUCUUCUCCUCGUUGUCUCUGAGACUGGUCUGGUCUAUACCUUCACAACACCGAAACUCCAACCUCUUGUCACCAAGGCAGAGGGUAAGAACUUGAUUCAGGCCUGUCUUAAUGCUCCAGAGCCUCCUUCGAAUGGCGAGAACGGUGUCGACGAUCAAAACACCGCAGACUCGCCCGAGGAGCCUACCCCGCAACAUCUCCCACAACAAAAUCGUAUGCCUCAACAACCACAAAACAUGCAUGGAGGAUAUAUGCCACCGACUCUGGAGCAACAAAGACAAGCCAUGGCGUACCAAAACUAUGUUGCGCAACAACAAGGAACCGGCGGUUACCCAAUGCCACCUCAAGCGGGUAUUCCUCAACAACAUUCGCAUCAAGCAUAA
Molecule: messenger RNA, 663 nt
Organism: Mollisia scopiformis
Lineage: Eukaryota; Fungi; Ascomycota; Leotiomycetes; Helotiales; Mollisiaceae
Product: SRF-type transcription factor
Exons: 3
Coding region: 1-663 (220 amino acids)
Biological process (GO): positive regulation of transcription by RNA polymerase II
Molecular function (GO): DNA-binding transcription factor activity, RNA polymerase II-specific; protein dimerization activity; RNA polymerase II cis-regulatory region sequence-specific DNA binding
Source: RefSeq, a predicted model, not a curated record